UUUGGAUUUCAAACUGUCUACUAGCACUUUGUACUUUAGCUUCAUUGGUGGAUCAAUAUUUAAUGCCUGGAGAUCCAGAGAAUGCACCAGUCAUUUCAAGGGAGCUCUUCAGCCAAUCUGCUUCGCUUGGCAGGUGAUUAUUAUUCAUAGAAGUCUGCCUGUAUUCUUUCCCUUCCUGAGAUCCACACUGCUGACUCAGUGCCUUAUUCAGUCGUCUCUCUCUACGCCGCUGCUGCCGGACCUUUUUCUCUUACAGCCUCUGAGUAUUUGCAUCCUCCACCAUGUCUAAAACAGCAAUCGCCUACAAGGAGAAAAUGAAGGAGCUUUCGAUGCUCUCUCUGAUAUGUUCCUGCUUUUAUUCUGAACCACACGCUGCGGCAUUCUAUAACUAUGAUGACAUGGAAGUGAAGCAAAUCAACAAGCGUGCCUCAGGUCAGUCCUUUGAGGUGAUUUUAAAGCCACCUUCUCCAGAAGCAGCUCCAGCACUGGACCGAACUUUGUCACCUCCAAAGAAGAAGGAUCUCUCUCUGGGUGAGAUCCAGAAGAAGCUGGAGGCUGCCGAGAGCAGGAGGAAGUCUCAGGAGGCCCAGAUUCUGAAGCAACUCGCAGAGAAGAGAGAUCAUGAGCGAGAGGUCUUGCACAAGGCCUUGGAAGAGAACAACAAUUUCAGCAGGACUGCAGAGGAAAAACUGAUCAUCAAGAUGGAGUUGAACAAGGAAAAUCGCGAGGCUCACUUAGCUGCCCUUAUGGAACGUCUCCGUGAGAGGGAGAGGCAUGCCACAGAGGUCCGCAGGAACAAGGAACUGAGGGACCAGAUCUCCGGCUGAAAGCUACAGCCCGAUGCAUUUCACAUCCUGAAUCCAGCCUUCUGCCCAUAAAUUCUGGAUAGUGAUACAUUAGUAUGGAAGUCAUGAGACAUGGUUUAAGAAAAUCAAUAAAUCAAUUACUAUAAUCAAAAUUCUAGUUUAAAAAUUACACAAAGAAAAAAAUGUGAACCAAUCAAUUUGCAAAAGGAUUUGCUUGAUGUGGAAACACAACUUGGGUCUUGUUUUGUAAUUACCCACUCUUUUUUGUUAAUGAUCGGAGUAUGCAUAAUACAAGCAGUUUCAUACUUUACUGCAUCCUGCCUCACGUCCUUUAUGUUGCCUCCUUGCACUGAUUUGACAUUGCUAGAUUGGCUCUUUGGAAGCUCUGUGCUCAUCAGUCGAUAGAGAGGAACCUGAGGAAUAUCAAGGUCAGAUAGUCAAUGGUGCUAGUGACUUCUGCCUCAAUUUCAACCCCAGAACUGUCAGUUCUCUUUUCCUCAACACACACUGGCCUUGACCUUUCACUCUCAUGGUCUGUUUUUUUCCCUUUGUUCAAACCCCCUUGAUCUGUGAGCAGGGCUUUGUACUGGUCUUUUUGAGGGAAGGGGGAAUUGUGCCAAGUAAGGCCACUGAGCACCCAAGACCUACAAAAUUUGUUCCAGCUGUUAAAGUUAUAACCUAGAAGGAUGCUGCCUGCUUAUUCUAAUCUUCAUUAGUGGUAUUUUCAUGUAUGUCAUUGUGAGCAAGCUGUGAUAAUAAAGAAUGGAGUUCUGUGAA
Molecule: messenger RNA, 1583 nt
Organism: Leucoraja erinaceus (little skate)
Lineage: Eukaryota; Metazoa; Chordata; Chondrichthyes; Rajiformes; Rajidae
Gene: stmn2b
Product: stathmin 2b
Exons: 5
Coding region: 282-827 (181 amino acids)
Biological process (GO): microtubule depolymerization; regulation of microtubule polymerization or depolymerization; neuron projection development
Cellular component (GO): neuron projection; cytoplasm
Molecular function (GO): tubulin binding
Source: RefSeq, a predicted model, not a curated record